Plasmodium vivax (malaria parasite P. vivax) is the source of this 1746-nucleotide messenger RNA. Its product is annotated as calcyclin binding protein, putative. Lineage: Eukaryota; Apicomplexa; Aconoidasida; Haemosporida; Plasmodiidae. The transcript has a single exon. Gene Ontology annotation, cellular component: nucleus. The record is from RefSeq and is a predicted model, not a curated record. Gene Ontology annotation, molecular function: S100 protein binding; ubiquitin protein ligase binding; tubulin binding. Bases 554 to 1237 code for a protein of 227 amino acids.
UGCGUUAUAUAUAUGCGCAUAUGCCUGCGUACAAAAAUAUUUAUAAGCACUUUUUCAUGUUGGAAACCCCGCUCAACAUUAUUUUUUUUAUUUUUUUAUUUUUCUCCCUUUGUAAAAAUCACGUUGCUUUUAACCCUUCGCUGAAUUUGCGCCCUCCGAAAUAUGAGCGAACGCCAACUUGUUUUUUUUUUAACCCAAGUGUUAACAAACAACUGACAGAAAAGGAAAAAAAAUUGCGCCACUGGAUUGUGAGGUCACCGCUUCCGGCUUCGCGAAAUAUAAGAAAAAAAAAAGUACCUACAUAAACUGUCGCUCGUGCGAGUGUACCUACAUAAACUGCCACUCGUGAGAGUGUACGUACAUAAAUUUUCAUUACCUCCCCUGGGCGAACUGCAUAAGGCUGCUUCCUACCGGCGUACGCACUGCCCCUGACGCCAGAAUACGCCGCUGCGCUGCUGAUAACGUUAGCCAUCGCUUCGCAGGGCUGCAGCGCACUUGCUUGGCCGCUUCCCCCCCCAACUUAUCGAUUGACGAACGAGCGUAGAAGAGCCCCAUGGAGUCUCCCCAAGUGGCCGAGCUGAACGAAGACAUCGUGGAGCUGAACAAGUUGCUGGCCCAGGCAGUGCGAGAAAAUGUGAAAGAAAAAAUAAAAAAAUGUAUAGAAAACACAACAGUAGAAAUAGCAAAACUGAAGCUGGAAGAAAGUCAAACGCCAAACAAAAUAACGGAAAAAAAUACCCCCCUAAAUGAUAGCAACAUUUCGUAUAACUCUGUCCAAUCCUUCGCAUGGAAUCAGGAGGGAAAUAAAGUUACCGUUUUUUUGACCGUAAAAGAUAUACACACCAUUGAUAAGGAGAAAAUCUCCGCAGAAUUUAACGAAAGAAAUUUUGAAGUUAAAAUGCACCAGGUGAACAAAAAAAAUUAUCGUUUCUGUGUAAAAAAAUUACAUGAAAAAAUUGUGCCAGGCAAAUGCUCUUUUAAAGUUAAGAAAGACGCUCUCCAUGUGUACUUAAUAAAACAGGACCAGAAGUAUUGGGACAAUUUGCAUUUCAAGGAGUCCCCCAUGUCAAAAAUUCGAGCGCCCAAAAUGGACGAGCAGGCCGAACCCUCCACCAUGCUCAUGAACAUGAUGAAGCAGCUGUACCAGGAGGGGGACAGCGACAUGAAGAGGACCAUCGCAAAGGCUUGGUGCGAGGCCAACGAGAAGAAGUCCGAUUUUUCCGUCCCCAAUUUUUGAGGCGCUCAGGAGGGGCAGCGGAGUGAAGGCAGACAUGUAGUGGGGUAUGGAAGUAACCGCAAGUUAGGCAACAACUGUAGGGAAAAAAACUCCCCCUUUCUGGAAACCCACUCGUUCAUCUUUUUAAUUAUCCCCCCAGAUAGGCAACCAUUGCCCAAUUUUUUUUUUUUUUUUUUAUCCCCUGUUUACGUUUUUUUAAAUCUCCUUUCUGUUUUUUCACCCCUCCCCAUGCCCGUGCGGAUUUGCCAAAAUCCCCGCGUUUGCUUUUGCUCCCGUUUUUUAACGCAAAGCAGGCGCAAAAGCACGGCGAGCGAACGCAAACGCGAACGCGGAAGCGAAAAUGUACAUCACAUGUGCCCACCGUAUACCAUAAAUAGCGAAAUAAAUUUGUAACCACUUUUUCCGCAUAACUGUACGUGCAUGUGGCACCGUCCUGUAAGGCAAAAGAAACGCAGUAAAGUUGUUCGCACUGUGCCCACUUCGUGAUGAAAGGAGUGAUUUUUUUUUUU